GACCGGAAACUUAUAAAGCAGUAAAGCUGAGUGAUAAAGCCUGACUUUUCAGCAGCAGGUAAGAAAGAGGGUCACAGCAUGGUCAUAGACAAAGGGUGGCUCUUGUCAGUGAUUGCUUACGUGGACGCUCCCUCAGGGAGUGUUGCUGUGGCUCUCUGCCAGAACAGAACUGUUGCUGCAUUUCCUGGAUAGCAUUUACCCGACCACUUCUCUCUUUCGGUUCCUCCUCGCGUAGCGCACAGCCCCGUGCUGGGUGCAGCUUCUCUGAGCAAAUACCCAUGUUCCAGGAUUGAGGUGGUUUUAUUUUGCUGCUCUGGCUGGUGAUGGCUGAUGGCCAGGAGGACCCCGCUGUGUUCACCUCCACUUGCUUGCCCUCAGACUCACGGCUCCUUGCCACGGUGACCAAUGCUUACCUGGGCACACGUGUGUACCGCAACAUCCUCCAUGUCAGUGGGGUGUACAAUGGGGCGGCGGGGGACACGCACCGUGCUGACAUCCCCAGCCCGGUCAAUGUGAGGAUGACAGUGCCCGAUGGGGAUGUGCCUGUUGAGACCUUCACCUUGAACACGCGGACAGGAACCUUCAGCCAUAAGCUCGAGUCAUCCAGUUAUACAGCCACGCACCAGAUCUAUGCUCACCAUUCCCUCGUCCACCUGAUGGCCUUCAGCAUCACCAUCCGGCGAUCAGCUGGCACCAGCCAGCCCAUCACCGUGCAGCUCCAGGCUCCUUUUGUGCCAAAGAGCCAGGACUUGGACCUGCAGCAAGGACCAGACUUCCAGGGAGCACAUUACAUCUACGGGCAGACGCUGGUUCCUGAGGUGGAGGGGGGACCCCAGCCCACCGUGCACAUGCUCUGGACUCCUGUCCCACAAGCUGUCACCUUGCAUGAGGAGGAGCAGGAACGACGCUGGGAGUUCCUGACGGCUGUGGCUGAGAGUGAGGAGGAGGCCAAGAGGAGCUACAGCGAAGGGCUGGCACGCAUGGCCGCUGGCUCCCUGCACUCCUCUCAUACCCGUGCCUGGGCUGCUCUGUGGAGAGGGUGCUGUGUGGACCUGGAAGGCCCACUGCCUUUGAGACAGGCCCUCUAUGGGUGUCUCUAUUACCUGCUGAGUGCCAUCCCCCCCCAAGGUACACCGGGAUUCCACUUUCACGGCAUCAGCCCUGGUGGCUUGUCCAAUGGCACACGGGGCGAGGACUACUGGGGACACGUCUUCUGGGAUCAGGACACCUGGAUAUUCCCAAACAUCCUGCUGUUUUAUCCCGAAGCCGCCCGAGCCAUCUUGGAGUACCGGAUUCGCACUCUGGAAGGAGCUCUACUCAAUGCGCAGGAGCAAGGCUACGAGGGUGCCAAGUUCCCAUGGGAGAGCGCAGCUACUGGCCGGGAGGUCUGUCCUGAGGACAUUUAUGGAGCCCAAGAAAUUCACAUCACCGGGGAUGUUCUGAUGGCCUUUGAGCAGUAUUAUCAUACCACGCAGGACCAGAAGCUGUUCAGGACAGAUGGAGGCUGGGAGCUGGUGAGUGCCGUGGCUCAGUACUGGUGCAGCAGGAUGGUGUGGAGUGAGGAGGAGCGAUGCUAUCACAUCCGAGGUGUCAUGCCCCCAGAUGAGUAUCACUACCAGGUUGAUAACUCUGCUUACACCAACGCCGUGGCACAGCGGAGCUUAAAUUUUGCAGCCAGUGUUGCUAGGGACUUCUUCAUCCCUGUGCCAGAGGAGUGGGUGGAAUGUGCGAAGAAAGUCAAAGUGCCUUUUGAUGCGGUGCGGAAAUAUCACCCUGAGUAUGACGGUUACAGUCCAGGUGAGCCUGUGAAACAAGCUGAUGUUGUCCUGCUGGGCUUCCCUCUGAUGCACCCCAUGCACCCUGAAGUGCGGAGGAAUGACCUGGUGAUGUACGAGCCGGUCACCGAGCUGAGCGGGCCGGCCAUGACCUGGAGCAUGUUUGCGGUGGGCUGGCUGGAGCUGAAGGAGACCCAGAGAGCACAGGGCCUACUGAACAAGUGUUUCAGCAACAUCACUGAGCCCUUCAAGAUCUGGGUGGAGAACUCGGAUGGGUCAGGAGCUGUGAACUUCUUGACAGGAAUGGGCGGAUUCUUGCAGGCUGUCCUCUUUGGUUACACAGGGUUCAGGAUCACAAAGACCAACCUCCGCUUUGACCCUGCAUUUCCCAGUGAUGUCAGCAAGCUGGAAGUCACUGGCGUCUCCUACUUGGGCAGCAAGCUGAAGUUCAGCAUCACCAAGGAGAAGAUGAGGAUUGCAGUGACUAAGUGUCCCCUUCACCCUCCCCUGGAGGCAGUGCUGGAGGAGUCUGGGCAGCGCUUUCCUCUUCAUGAAGGGCAGAGCAUCUCCUUCCCCACAGCAGCUGGAUGCAUCCAGAAGGCCCCCAGCGAAGGACUUUGAACCUCACGGGUCUGGGUUUUGCAUGAUGGGCAUCAAACCCACCCGUCCUGAUGCGCGGACAUCCUGCACCAUCCCCUUCUUGGAUAUGAAUGUGCUGAGGCUGCCAAGGGAACGCCCUGCUCUGUUAAUUGUGAGUGCGAGCAUUGCUUCUGCUGCAGGACUCACAGCACUGGGAAGUGGGAGGAGCACAAACAAAGCCAAGUGCCUGAAAGUGAUUAACUCAGAUGCGUUUCCUAAACAUCCCCCAUUUGUUUAUUCAUGAAAGAUCUCCAUUUCUACAGCAGCCUCCAGAUGCGCAGAGCUCUGUGUUCAGCCCUGGAUGCCCCGCUCCACUCCUCCUGCUCUCAAGUUUUAUAGGGCUUUGGAGGCAGUGUGGACAACAGCAAGGCUGAAGCUGGGUGUUAUUCUGGCCCUGUGGGUUCAGGGCUGCAUUCCCCAGCCUCACGCGUUGGUUCGAGCAAGGGGAAGGAAGGGUGCUCCCUGCUCUGCUCUGUAAGCCAAUUCCAGGAGUUUAUAAAAAGCCCUGUGGCUGCUCA
Gallus gallus (chicken) is the source of this 2932-nucleotide messenger RNA. RefSeq names its product protein-glucosylgalactosylhydroxylysine glucosidase (gene PGGHG). The coding region runs from base 324 to 2396 and encodes 690 amino acids. NCBI's taxonomy places the organism in Eukaryota, Metazoa, Chordata, Aves, Galliformes, Phasianidae. The transcript has 14 exons. Gene Ontology annotation, biological process: carbohydrate metabolic process. The record is from RefSeq and is a predicted model, not a curated record. Gene Ontology annotation, molecular function: catalytic activity.